ACAGAGCUGCGACCCGCGCGUCCCGCUCCGCCGCCCGGCCGGGCCGCCAUGUCUCUGUGGAAGAGAACCCUGUACAAGAGUGUAUGUCUGGCCCUGGCCCUCCUCGUGGCCGUGACGGUGUUCCAGCGCAGUCUCACGCCCGGCCAGUUCCUGCAGGAGCCCCCACUACCCACCCUGGGGCCGCCGAGGGUCCAGAAACCCAGCGGAAACCUGGUGAACCCCAACAGCUUUUGGAAGAGCCCGAAGGAUGUGGUCGCCCCCACGCCCGUGGCCCUCCAGGGGCCCCAGGCCUGGGAUGUGACCACCAACAACUGCUCGGCCAAUACCAACCUGACCCACCAGUCCUGGUUCCAGGGCCUGGAGCCGCACUUCCAGCAGUUUCUGACCUACUCGCACUGCCGCUACUUCCCCAUCCUGCUGAACCACCCAGAGAAGUGCAGGGGUGAUGUGUACCUGCUGGUGGUCGUCAAGUCCGUCAUCACCCAGCACGACCGCCGCGAGGCCAUCCGCCAGACCUGGGGCCUGGAGCGCGAGUCCGCGGGCAGGGGCAGGGGCGCCGUGCGCACGCUCUUCCUGCUGGGCACGGCCUCCAAGCAGGAGGAGCGCACCCACUACCAGCAGCUGCUGGCCUAUGAGGACCGCCUGUACGGCGACAUCCUGCAGUGGGACUUUCUCGAUAGCUUCUUCAACCUGACGCUCAAGGAGAUCCACUUCCUCAAGUGGUUGGACAUCUACUGCCCCAGCGUCCCCUUCGUCUUUAAGGGGGACGACGAUGUCUUCGUCAACCCCACCAACCUGCUGGAGUUCCUGGCUGACCGGCGGCCGCAGGAGGACCUGUUUGUGGGGGACGUCCUGCAGCACGCCCGGCCCAUCCGUAGGAAAGACAACAAGUAUUACAUCCCUCCGGCGCUCUACAGCAAGGCCAGCUACCCGCCCUACGCCGGCGGAGGCGGCUUCCUCAUGGCUGGCGGCCUGGCCCGGCGCCUGCACCGUGCCUGCGACACCCUGGAUCUGUACCCCAUCGACGACGUCUUCCUGGGCAUGUGCCUGGAAGUGCUGGGCGUGCAGCCCACGGCGCACGAGGGCUUCAAGACUUUCGGCAUCUCUCGGAACCGCAACAGCCGCAUGAACAAGGAGCCCUGCUUCUUCCGCUCCAUGCUGGUGGUGCACAAGCUCUUGCCCGCCGAGCUGCUGGCCAUGUGGGGGCUGGUGCACGGCAACCUCACCUGCUCCCGCAAGCUCCAGGUGCUCUGACCCCCCACCCCCACCCCCAGGCCACCAGGACGGGCCAGGGCGCAGGCUCUUGGGUCCCCAGCAUCCCCGGAAACGCUGGAAGGGGAUGGAGUGGGGUAGCAGGUAACCGGCGAGGGGCCUCCCCGUGUUCGUCAUUUCCAGAAAACCCAGGCACAGCUGGGGCUGCUCGGACUGGAGGGCGUCAGAGGGGCCAGGAUGCUCCUCUCCUGGGCCUGUGGCCCAGCCCCCUCCGCCCCCGUGAGAGGCCCUGGCGGCCUCAGAAGAAAGCCUGUGUUCAGGUGCGCGGGCUUGGCCCGGCCCUGGUAGGUUGGUGGCCACCACGGGGCAGAGUCUCUGUGAAAUGCCUCGGUCUCCCCCCAGGGCCCCUGCAGGAGACACUGAACCCUGUGCAGGCUCACAGGGCCUCCCGCCUCCACCCCACCCCCUCAGCCCACGGCAGGCUCCCCGCACAGCCCCCCUGCCCGCGCCUGCCCACGCGCUCCGACUACCUCAGCGCCCCUCAGAGCCCAGCCUGGGUGCAGGCUGCAGCCCCGCCACACCCCGAGACCAGGCUGCCGAGCAGGCUCCUGGCCCCAGAGCCCUGGUGCUGCCCGGCGCCAGCCCCAGCCGAGGCCCCUCCCUGGAUGUGGACAUUUCUCGGUUACUGUGAAGUUUUAUUUAUGAAGAAUGUGGAGGGAGAAGGCUCCAGGCCUCCGGAGGCGGGGGACCCCCUUCCCUGCACCCCCACGCCCUUCCCAGCCCCGGCCGCACCUCUGCCUCCCCAGGGCGCCCCACAGACCAGCAUCGCCCUUGCCCUGUGCAGGGAGGCCCAGGCCCUGGGGUGGGUGCAGAGGGCGCAGCCCCUACCUCACAUUCAGUCACCUGGUGAAGAUGGAGGGCUCAUCUCUAUUUUCUCAAUAAAACGGGACUGGUUUCUGCCCGGUGUGAAACUCCCUGC
Molecule: messenger RNA, 2191 nt
Organism: Lepus europaeus (European hare)
Lineage: Eukaryota; Metazoa; Chordata; Mammalia; Lagomorpha; Leporidae
Gene: B3GNT7
Product: UDP-GlcNAc:betaGal beta-1,3-N-acetylglucosaminyltransferase 7
Exons: 2
Coding region: 49-1254 (401 amino acids)
Cellular component (GO): membrane
Molecular function (GO): hexosyltransferase activity
Source: RefSeq, a predicted model, not a curated record